AUGGCCGCCCCGCAUCAAUACCACCAGCCCAACGCGCCAGACGACGACUCUGACCUCGACCUCGACCUCGACCUCGAAGAACUCGACCCUCUGGCCUCGCACGCCCACGCCCACGCCCACUCGCGCGCCGUCGCCUCGCCGCCUCGCCAACAGCCACCGCUCGGCGCCCGCAUACCGCUGAGGAACCUGAGGGUCGGGAGGCGGCGCGCCAAGAAGCCGAGGGAAGCGCCCCAAGACGAGGACCUGCGUGGCCUGCUGGACCACGACGACUCAGCCAACAGGCACUCGGCCGGCAGCUACGGCCAGUCUGGCGACGACGAUGCCCCGCUCCUUCCCUCGCAGCACCUGCCAAGCACCCACACACGCACGCAGGGCCCAUUGACGCGACUAGGCUCCAGCAUGCGCCUGCCCACCUUCCUGUCCAAGCCAGACACGCCCGGCAUCCGCCUCGACGACGACGACGACGAAGACAACGCCACCGACCAAGAACACGACCCCACCACCCAGCGCACCAUCUCCGUCGCCCAGCUGCAGCCGUCGCGAUUCCCCGCCAAUGCCGUCUCCAACGCAAAAUACACCCCCUGGAGCUUCCUGCCGCGCACCCUGUACAACGAGUUCUCCUUCUUCAUCAACAUGUACUUCCUGCUCGUCGCUCUUUCCCAGAUCAUACCCGCCCUGCGAAUCGGCUACCUCUCCACGUACAUUGCACCUCUCGCGUUUGUCAUCACAAUCACCCUCGGCAAAGAGGCCCUGGACGACAUUUCGCGCAGACGAAGAGAUGCAGAGGCAAACUCCGAGGGCUACACAGUGCUGAGGUUCCAAGAGAAUGCCAAGGGGAAUGGCCUCGCACCCGAGAAAAACUCAAACGUCACCAAGCGUUUGAGGAGGCACAAGCGUCCAGGCCCAUCAACCCAUAUCGAAGACGAGGAACAGCGCUUGUCGACAAAGGGACUUGCCACUUGCACCUACUUCGAAUCCAUAAAGCCUUCGAGGAGUUUGAAGGUGGGAGACGUUGUCAGGCUCACCAAGGACCAGCGAGUCCCGGCGGACAUGGUUCUCCUGAAAUGCUACUCUGCCGAAACUGUGCCUUCCCCUAGCCAAGUUAGGGACGGCAGUGGCUCAGAGGAUGCGGCAACAGUCGACGGUGCUGCCGCGACAGGCGCAUCGGGAGAAGCUUUCAUCCGAACAGAUCAAUUGGAUGGCGAGACGGACUGGAAACUACGUCUCACCUCACCCUUGACCCAAAACUUGAACAUCGGAGAGUAUACCAGGCUACGUGUUGUUGCUGGGAAGCCUGACCGGAAAGUCAACGAGUUUUACGGAACCGUCCAACUUCAGCCCAAGCGACAACGCGAGUACGACCCUGUAGAGCAGGAUUCGUCUUCCCCCAGAACACAACAGUCGGCGCCUCUCAGUAUCGACAACACUAUCUGGGCCAACACCGUUGUCGCCUCGAGCGGUAGCUUGCUGGCUGUCGUCGUAUACACUGGACCGCAGACCCGCCAAGCCCUUUCCACAUCAGCCUCCCGAUCCAAAACCGGCCUGCUAGAGCUAGAGAUAAACUCUCUGACAAAAUUCUUAUGUAUCUUCACAUUGUCCCUCUCAUUCAUUCUUGUAGCGCUGGCCAAAUUUCGGGAAAUCGACGGCCGUCAAUGGUACGUUUCUAUGAUGCGGUUUUUGAUCUUGUUCUCCACUAUUGUCCCUGUUGGUCUGCGUGUGAAUCUCGACAUGGGGAAGUCUGUAUAUGCGUGGCUCAUCGAGCACGACCAGAGCAUUCAAGGGACCGUGGUUCGAACGAGCACAAUACCAGAAGACCUGGGCAGAAUCGAGUACCUGUUGAGCGACAAAACUGGAACCUUGACACAAAACGAGAUGGUGAUGAAGAAAAUCCAUGUUGGCACGGUAUCUUACGCGAACGAAGCUAUGGAUGAGGUGUCAUUAUAUGUUCGUCAAUGCUUUACACCCCCCGCUAGCGAGACACCGGCUCUCGUCACACCAUCAUCUGCCUACACGGUGCCUCUAACUUCUGCCACUCGUACUCGUAGAGAAAUAGGAUCUCGAGUUCGAGAUGUCGUACUGGCUCUCGCGCUUUGUCACAAUGUCACGCCGACUACCGAGGAAGAGAAUGGCGACACAAUAACCACUUACCAAGCUUCUUCUCCCGACGAAAUUGCCAUCGUUCGAUGGACAGAAGCUGUCGGACUCAAGCUACUAUCGCGAGAUCGGGAAUCUAUGACGCUUCAAUCAUGCGAUACUGGAAACACGGUUGUACGGGUCCGCAUUCUCAACGUCUUCCCAUUUACCUCCGAGGGAAAAAGAAUGGGCAUAGUUGUGAGCUUCUACCACGGACCGGUCUCGUCGAGUUCUGACGACGAUGAUGAGAUUUGGUUCUAUCAAAAGGGUGCCGAUACCGUCAUGACCUCCAUCGUCGCCGCCAAUGAUUGGCUUGACGAAGAAACAGCCAACAUGGCGCGGGAAGGGUUGCGCACACUUGUUGUAGGUCGCAAGAAGCUAUUCGCACAGACAUAUCAAAACUUUUCGUCAAAGCUUGCCCAAGCUUCGUUGACGUUGCACAAUCGUGACGCUGCUGUUGCAGACGUGGUCAAAGAUUAUCUUGAGCAUGAUCUUGAACUGUUAGGUGUGACUGGUGUUGAAGACAAGCUGCAAAAGGACGUGAAGCCAUCCCUUGAACUUCUCCGCAAUGCUGGCAUCAAGAUCUGGAUGUUGACAGGCGACAAAGUCGAAACAGCGCGCUGCGUAGCAGUGAGUUCUAAACUCGUCGCGCGUGGUCAAUACGUGCAUACCAUUGCGAAACUAAAGCGCAAGGAUCUUGCUCACUCUUCUCUCGACUUUCUGCGCGGCAAGACCGACGCCUGUCUGCUCAUCGAUGGUGAAUCUCUCGCGCUCAUGCUCACUCACUAUCGUACAGAGUUCAUCUCGAUUGCUGUUCAGCUCCCCGCCGUUGUCGCCUGUCGCUGCUCGCCGACUCAAAAAGCAGAUGUAGCACACCUCAUACGCGAGUUCACCAAGAAGCGUGUAUGCUGCAUUGGCGACGGCGGGAACGACGUAUCUAUGAUCCAGGCUGCCGAUGUUGGCGUUGGUAUUGUUGGAAAAGAAGGUCGCCAAGCAUCUCUAGCCGCAGACUUUUCCAUCGAGCAAUUUUGCUAUCUAACCAAGCUACUCGUCUGGCACGGCAGAAAUAGCUACAAACGCAGCGCAAAGCUAAGCCAAUUCGUUAUUCACCGUGGUCUGAUCAUCUCUAUCUGCCAAACCGUCUACAGCAUUAGCUCAUCCUUCGAGCCGCAUGCGUUAUACAAGGAUUGGCUACUCGUAGGCUACAGCACCGUCUACACCAUGGCGCCUGUCUUCUCCCUCGUUCUCGAUCGUGAUGUCGAUGAAAGCGUCGCAAAUCUAUACCCCGAACUGUACGCCGAGCUGAAAACCGGCCGCAGUCUCAGCUACAAGAGCUUCUUCAUCUGGGUGGCCGUCUCCGUGUACCAGGGGUCAAUCAUCCAAGGACUUGCGCAACUCCUUGUCGGCAUCCCUCCGCCGACGGUAGGCACCGUCACUGACGCAGAUACACCACUCUUCAAGCAGAUGGUCGGCGUGUCUUUCUCGGCUCUCAUCAUCAAUGAACUCGUUAUGGUCGCCAUGGAAGUCACAACCUGGCACUGGAGUAUGAUAGUCUCGAUUGUCGGGACCGCAGGGAUAUACUUUGGCAGUAUCCCCUUCUUGCACCGUUACUACGAUUUAGAGUUUGUGCAAAGUCUGGAGUUCUGGUGGAAAGUCGCGGGUGUGGCGUGUUUAUCGGAAAGUGCAGGGUCUGUAACGCGGGUUGGGGUAGUGAUGGUUGGGGCUUCCUAUGGAUUGGGCAAAGUGCAAAAUGUUGGUAGAGAAAUGCAGAACCUACAUAUUGCGAAUUAUAACGGUAAUAACCUCGAAUUUGGAGUCGGUGCGACUGGCAACACAGGCAGGAGCGUCGUGCGCCAUCUGCCCUUACUGCUCGAGCAAAGCAAUAGCACCAGUUACCGCAUUGUCGGCCUGACGCGUUCUCUCACCAGUCCCAUCGCACAAGAGCUCGCUCAACUGCCACACGUCGAGAUGCAAGAGAAGGACUGGACGACCAUUGACGCAGUGUGGCUGCGUGACCGAGACGUCACGCGCGUCUACAUCGCGCCACACAAUGAGCCGGACCAGUACGUCGACGAGUCCGCGCUGCAUGUUGCUCUGCUCGCCGCCGGUGUCAAGUACGUGGUCCGCGUAUCCACAAACGUCAAAUACAUCAGUCCUACAAACCCCGUGUAUUACGGGCGCGCGCAUUGGGCCAUCGAGACGUUACUGAGCACACCCGAGUUCAAGUCAUUGAUGUGGACGUCUCUGCAGCCCAAUUUCUUUACUGCUAGCUACCUUGCGAGCGCCGCCGACUGGAUCAAGGCCUACCGGAACACAAACAAGCAGGAAACCCUGAGCAUGAAUCCUGCUGCAGACGUCGCCGUGGCGAUGAUUGAUCCCGAGGACGUCGGCACCGUGGGCGCACAUCUUCUGGCGCUUGAAGAUCCAACUCCGCAUAACGGUACAAAAUACGUCCUCAGCGGCCCCGAAGACGUUACAGGGAGGCGCAUCGUGGAGCUAGUCGAGCAGUACGCCGGCGUUAAGGUCGAGAAGGUUGAGUUCGAGUCAACAAGCUGGAUCGUUAAGUUGUCAAAUGCUGGCGUAUAUCCUGGAAAGACGUAG
Messenger RNA from Dothidotthia symphoricarpi CBS 119687, 4734 nucleotides. Its product is annotated as phospholipid-translocating P-type ATPase. Gene Ontology annotation, cellular component: endosome; plasma membrane; trans-Golgi network. Gene Ontology annotation, biological process: endocytosis; retrograde vesicle-mediated transport, Golgi to endoplasmic reticulum; phospholipid translocation. Lineage: Eukaryota; Fungi; Ascomycota; Dothideomycetes; Pleosporales; Dothidotthiaceae. The transcript has 8 exons. Gene Ontology annotation, molecular function: ATP hydrolysis activity; ATPase-coupled intramembrane lipid carrier activity; ATP binding. The record is from RefSeq and is a predicted model, not a curated record. Bases 1 to 4734 code for a protein of 1577 amino acids.